AUGUUGCUCCAAACAUCGUUGUUCCUACUCCUACCAUUAACAAUAUGCAUAACGUCGGAAGAAGCUGGGGAACUCACGAUUGAUGAUAAAACAUUUAGAGAACUUGAAGGUUUUCACACCUUUGCUAUGUCAAUUUUGAAUGAAGAACGGAAUGACGAACGUGAUCGGUUGAUAACGAAGAUGGACAAGGAGGAGGAGGACCUGGAACCAAGUGUAAUAUACUAUGACUACAGGAAAUAUGCCGAAAUUUACAGGAAGUAUCAGAAGGAUGGUGAAGGACAAGGUAAAAUAUUUGCAGAAAGUAGUAGGGUUUCUACAAUAAAUGGUAAAAUAUCGACUGCAGAAGCUAAGAAUCGACAAAAACGGGCUUCAGAAGGUUUGAAAAUCAACAAAAUUAAAGGAUCAAACCACAAUAUUGAUAUAAAGAAUAUAAACUCAUCUACAGCUAACAAAAGUCUGGCAAAAUCACGUCUACCAGCCUUACCAUCCACUAUCCCUCUUCGAGUACGAUGCCUAUUAACUUUGGACUAUGGAAUCAAUGAAAACAUCAAAGCAUACAUCAAUUCUGACCAUGUUUUUGACAGAAUUCGUACCAUAGCUGGUAGUGACUUGCCAAUUUCAUGGAUGCCCCCACCAACGAUUGCUGAUGAAUCUCCAGAAGCUCGAGAAUACAUCAUGAACAAGUUCACUCAAGUUUUUGCUCAAAAACUUCGAGAACAAAGAAAAAACUCGGAAGUGGUACCAGUGACAAAGUAUGACUAUGUCAUUCCAGCUGAUAUCAGAGAAAAGUUGGUGAAAGACCCAAGUUUCUCGCCAGAAGUGUACCAGCUUCUAAACUACGAUCAUCAAUUUACUGAGCAAGUUGAAAAGACAUUAAAGAUGGUUCGAGAACGUAAUACUGAUAUUGAGGUUGUUGAUCUUACUAAAGAGUCGGAGGAGAUGCUUCGACGUCGUGCUAUGCCUAAAUGGAAGCCAAAGGCUAGGGUUGAGGCUGGUGUUGAACAUCAAGUUAGUCAGGAUGAGGUGACGGAAAUGUUCAAGGAAAGACUGAGCAAAUUGAGAGAGGAACAGAACAAAUUGGGAGAUGACAGGGCUAAACGUGAGCUUUUUGACAAAAAAAUUUUUUAUAGGAUAAAAAUGGCAAUAACUUUCUUUAUAAAACAAAAAAUGGCAAGAACUUCCUUUACAGGACAAACAAUUACAAAAACUUACUUUACAAAACAAAAUAUGACAAAAACUUUCUCUACAAAGUUACUUUCAGAAUCCAACCCUCAAAACUUUGUUUCCAACAUAAAAGAAGAAGAUAUCACGGCCAACCAUCGUUCCAAAGUUCGUGUUCAACGUUCGGCCGAAACUUUGUUUCCAACCAUAAACUACAAAAAGCUUUCCGACACUAUUCUACGUUUUAAACGCUACCCUACAUUAAGAUCGAAAAGUGAAAUUAAAAUUAAUAGUCGAGCUCGUCGUCAUGAAAUCAGCAAGCAUCGUGGAGAUAUUGUAGAAGAAGAGGUUCAUGAAGGGAACCCAGUUGAUAUGGGCCGAAUCACAGAAACUCCUCUUCAUAAUGAGAACGUUCAUAACAGUGGUGAUGAUACUGCCAUCAACACUGAUAAACAUAACAUUCAGCCAAGAUCAGUAGAUGAUAACCUAGUACAAGAGGACUUUUUCAAUAUUAACAUCCAACAAGAUGAUGAAACGUUGCGUACAAAACGUGGAUUGUUCCGUACAAAACGUGAAGCAGACGCUCCAAGAAGCUCAUCCUCAAAGGAAAUGCCUCCAAUCGACCCACGUGAAGUCCUAGUCUCUCCAGAAUAUCAACAAGCACAAGAAGAAUUCUAUUCUCAAGAAGAAAUUCUUAUCAAACAGAUCAUUCAGGAGCUGGGAUUAUCUGAAGAUGAGGUUGUUGACAUUGACAAUGAUCCGAAGGAGAAGCCAGAAGCUUUGCCGGACGUUAAAAGGCUGUUCAACAUUGAAGAUCCGGUCGAUUUCCCGUUAAGACCGACCAGAAAAGAGUUGGAAGAAGAGAUGUUGAGAAAAGAAAUUUUACAAGACUUUUAUGAUAAGGUAGAUGCCAAGAUGAGGAUUGAUUUCACAGCCAGAAUGCAACAAAAACGUCUAAAAUAUCUGGAAGAUCAGUUGGCUUUGAUCAAGGAGAGAAAGAAGGUUCAGAGUGUAGCCGAUAUUCUGAAUUUGCCUGACACUGUGGCACUAGUGUAUCGGUCGAAUAAUAGCACUGAAACUGUUGUUGGUGGUCCGAAUUUGGUCGGUGACAAAGCUAUGGAGGUAGAAGAUGAUAAAGUUGGUGAAGUAGAAAAUGAAGAAAGAGAAGAUAAAGUGGAAAAAGUAGAAACCAAAGAAGAACAAAAAGACAAAGAAGAAGAAAUAAUGAAUGAAGUAGAACAAAAAGAAGUUAAACCUGAAGAAAAAGCUAAUGAAAACGACUUUAAAGUUAACCCAUUAGCUACUAAAACUAACCCUGAAGCUCAAACAACCAAUGGACCAGCUAAUGUAGUCCAAGACAAAGAGACUUUGAUCCUUAGCCAAACCAAAGAAUCUACAACAGCAGCCCCUGUGACUGUAGCAACGGAUGAAAAUACUGAAGACAACUUUGAUACGACUCAAAAUAACUUCGAACUCAAUAAAAACAACAUUGAAAUCAAUAAAAUUGAUAAAAUAAAAGCUCAAAAUGAUGACAAACAAGAAGAAAAUUCAAUAACAGAGGCGAAUGCAGCUACAACAGAAAAGAUAUUAACUGUGGAACAUGCUGGAGAUGAUCAACAAGCUCAUCAAGGUGAAGAAAAUAUCGAUUUUCCUAAAGGUUUUGGGAUGGAAAGUUCAAAAAUGAGGUUACAAAGCCUUCAGAAUGCAGAAGGAGCUACACAAAGCCUAGCUACACAAAAUGCUCAAGACUUACUAGAAGCUACACAAAAGAUUCAAGUUCCAGAAGCUACCCAGAACAUUCAAAAACAAUCUUCAAACGACACGUCCGAACCACUAGAUAUUACUCUGCCUGAGCUGCCAGAAAUCCCAAUAGCUGAGACUAGAGAAAUGAAGGAACUGCUCGAGGAGGUUCCACUUGACAAUCAAAUUGACAUAGCCUCAUCGAUUGAUGACAGUAUCAGUAAUAUCAUCGAUGAUGAAGAAGAGGCUACAAUCGGAACGACGAAGACUAGUUUUGAUGGAGGAAAUGCUACUAAAAGUAGUGAGAAUGCUACUGUAACUUUUGCUUCUGAAGUUCAAAUUGAUAGUGAAGAAGGUGUCGAAAAGGUGGAAGUGGCAACUGAUGAUGGUGGUAUCACUGAAAGUGUGGUUUUGGUGGAUGAAAAUGAUCCUAGUAGGUUUUGAGUUACAUUGUAAUAUGCAGUCUGGUAGGGUAGAGUAGGAUAGAACAGUUUAGGGUAGGGUAAUAUAUGGCUAAAAAACAAUUUUCAAUAACUUCAGAUGCCUGCAAUCCCAAGCUGGACAUCGUAUUUGUCCUCGACACCUCAGGAACACACGAAAAAGCCUACCGUGAGCACGUACAUUGGGCUGUAGCCUUAGUAAACUCACUACCAUUAGAGCCAGAUACCGUACGGAUCGCCGCCGUACAGUACGCCAACUUCCCACUAACCGAGUUUGCCUUAGGCACCUAUCCCUCAGCCAAUGACAUUAAAGAACAUUUGAAUCAAAUGAAUGCCACAGAAGGCCAAGCUCACACCGGCUACGCGCUUCGCAAGGCCGAGAAUGAGCUGUUCAGGCAGGAUAGAGCCAGAUCGAAUGCAUCGAAAGUUAUCGUGCUAUUCACUGAUGGAGAGUCGGUAGACGAUCCAGCCAAGCCAGCCAAACAGCUGAGAGAACAUAAGAAUGUGAGGAUCUACGUGGCUAGUGCUACUGAACCGGCUUCGGAGUUGAUGCUGGAAAAGAUCGCUGGCAGUGAGGAUAAUGUGUUUGGGUAGGUGGAAGGCUUGUUUUUUGGGGUUUUAAGCUUGGAAAUUCAGUUUAGGUAACAAAAAUGAAAAAAAAUGAAUUUUAGGUAACAAAAAUAAAAAAAAACGAAUUUUAGGUAACAAUAAUAAAAAAAUCUGACUGUUAGAUAGAAAAAUGAAAAAAAAAAGUUGAAUUUUAGGUAACAAAAACGAAGUUUAGGUAACCAAAGUUAUAUUUUUUCAAAUUUCAGACCCUCAAGGCUUCGCAACCUCCGUGACACGUUGAUAGUGGAAGCCGAGCGAACUCGAGCUUGUAUUCGAAUUGGUGGACCACGAAGUGAAUAUAAACAUAAGCCACUGAAUGCAGUGUUAAAGUCCUCGAAUACAGCUAAUGUCAAGGCUCCACUAGUGACUCACGAUAACAAAAUUGAAGUGUUGGAUACGGAUUCUAUCAGGGAACAUAAGGAUGAUGACGGUAAGGGUUUUUUCAUUUUGUAAGGGUAGGAUAGAUAGGGUAGGGUAGCUUAAGGUAAGCAGGGCAGAGUAAGGUCAAAUUUACCCGCCCAUUUUUUCAGAAAUCCUAAACCUGGGCGAGCUAGCCGAAGCCUCAUCCAAAUUCCAAGACUCAGUACCACUAAUCCCGAUGGGAGUAACUGGACUACCCACUGAACCUAGUCCAUCUCCAUCUACUCCACCAUGCCAGUUGGAAGAAAACUCAUGUGAAGAUGCGUUUGAAGCCAAAACGGUCUUCAUGACCACGAAACCAUUGGUCCAAACUACGCCAUCUUCAAGCGAAAAGGACGAAAUCAAGUCAGCUGUUGUUAAGAAGAUUGAAAAUCGACCGGUCGAGAGUGAAAAUGGACAAAAUCAAGCUGGAAAUGGAUCAGAAGGUGAAGAAAAUGUGGUCAUUGGUAAUGAAAAUCAACAAAAUGACAAAGAACAAGAAGAAAAGGAAGAAAUAAAAGAAGAAAAGAAAGAAAUAAAAGAAGAAAAGGAAGAAAUAAAAGAAGAACAGAAAGAAAUAGGAGAAGAAAAGGAAGAAAUAAAACAAGAAAAGGAAGAAUUAGAAGAAGCAAAGAAAGAAUUGAAUUCACAAAACCAAGAAACAAAGCAGCCAGUGCCGAUCGAAAAUGCCAAAUCCAUCAAUCAUCGACCAAUACCAACAAGACGACCAGUCGAAACAAUAGUCAAAACUAGUGCCAUUGUAACCUCGGUCAAGCCAACAAAUCGACCAUUCACCACAACUAGAGCUUUUACGACCAAAAAUGGUGCUGGAGCGACAACAUUGCUCACUACUAGAAAAUCUUUUGGACAAAAAAUUACAAAACGACCGGUCGAUCUUGGAAAUUUGGAAGAAACAACUCGUCAGCCGCGCAAUGAUUUUACCGGUCGAAACGAAUUCACUAAUCGACCGGUAAAUUCGAAUUUAGAUGGUGAAGGAUUGGCAAAUGAGCGUUUACAGAGUUGGAGGAUAGCACCAAGUACGACCAGAAGGCCUCCUACUCCGACUGGUCGACAAUAUAUUGCUUUAUCCACUGUUUCUGGACUGGAAGGGACAGAUUCACAAAACGAGUUGAGGGCAAGCACGGUGGGGCCAAAUGGCUCAAUAGGAUUGAGAAGUGGAACUGUAGGUCUAAGAGGCUUGGUAGAGCCACGAGGCACGGUAGAAUCAAGAACUACCACGAUAGCACCAAGGACCUCAACAAGAACCUCAAGAUUCCCCCGCCCCACAAACAUCACUCCUCCUCCAACCCUGCCAACCCUAUCACGGGCUGUAGAACGCUUCACAACCCGACAUAGCUUCAAUAAUGCCAUGUUGAUCAAGGAAGGUGACACAAUUUCCGUAGCCUGUCCUCAUGACAUCCUGAUCAUCGUCGACUCAUCCGGCUCGAUUCAGAAGACGUACGAUCAACAGAAGAAGUACUUUACCGAGAUUCUGUCUCAAAUGAAGGUCGGCCCCAACGCUCAUCGUGUAGCCAUGAUUCAGUUCGCUGGGGCCCGGAUUCAAAAGACGGAAUUCACGUUCGACAACGUGAACGACGGCCGUGAAAUGAUGGAGAACCUGAACCAAAUUCGACAUCUGACUGGUACCACCUACAUUGGUGCUGCUUUGUCUAGUGCACGUCAUCUGCUUGAGAAUCGACGUCGCAAUGUGCCGGCCAUCGUGAUACUGAGUUCGGAUGGCUACAGUCAGGACGAUGCGUUGGCGCCGGCUGAAAGAAUCCGUCAGUUAGAGAACGUUGAGUUCUACGCGGUUAGUAUGAGUGAUCACAGUAAUCGCGAGUACUUGAGCAGAGUUGUGGGGUCGGAGGAGCGAGUGUUCUUGAAUCAUGAUGAAGAUAAUUUGAAAGAGUUGGUGAGACGAAGAUUGAGCUGUAAAUGA
Bursaphelenchus okinawaensis is the source of this 6288-nucleotide messenger RNA. The record is from the annotation of a GenBank genome assembly. Lineage: Eukaryota; Metazoa; Nematoda; Chromadorea; Rhabditida; Aphelenchoididae.